AAAGGCUCCUUCGCAGAGGAGCCGGUGGCGCGACCGCGGCCACAAGUUGCUGGGACCCGGAUUCCGAGCUCUCUCCUCUUUCUCCCUCCCUCUCUCCCUCUCUCUUUCUCUCUCUCUCCCUUUAUCCUCAUCCCGGUCCCUCCCUUCUCCCACCCGGGUGGCUGUUCCUGCUGCUUGGUUAGGGACAAAACGCGCUGCACAAUAACCCAGAAAAGCAGAUGUAAGCAAGACCCCCGCCCCCGGCCCCUCGCUGCUUCCAAUCGCAAAUCCACAGUGUCUUUCUGCGCCUCUUCUCUGCCCCAUCCCAAAGGGUCAAAAUAUGUGGCAGCCGGCAAGCGAGAGACUGCAGCACUUUCAGACCAUGUUGAAGACUAAAUUGAAUGUCCUAACGCUGAGGAAAGAACCUCUCCCCACAGUCAUCUUCCAUGAGCCAGAAGCCAUUGAGUUGUGCACCACGACCCCACUGAUGAAAACUCGAACUCACAGUGGAUGCAAGGUAACGUAUCUGGGCAAAGUCUCCACAACAGGGAUGCAAUUUUUAUCUGGCUGCACAGAAAAGCCAGUCAUUGAGCUCUGGAAGAAGCAUACACUGGCCAGAGAAGAUGUCUUCCCAGCUAAUGCUCUCCUGGAAAUCCGCCCCUUCCAAGUCUGGCUCCAUCAUCUUGACCUGAAAGGAGAGGCUACCGUCCAUAUGGAUACCUUUCAGGUGGCUCGCAUCGCCUACUGUACCGCUGACCAUAACGUAAGCCCAAACAUCUUUGCCUGGGUCUACAGGGAGAUCAAUGAUGACCUGUCCUACCAGAUGGACUGCCAUGCUGUAGAGUGCGAAAGCAAGCUAGAAGCCAAGAAGCUAGCUCAUGCCAUGAUGGAAGCCUUCAAGAAGACAUUCCACAGCAUGAAGAGUGAUGGCCGGAUCCAUCGGAACAGCUCAUCUGAAGAAGUCUCUCAGGAAUUGGAAUCCGAUGAUGGCUGAGGGCACUGGUCAGUGGUUCAGCAAAAGGCUGCCAUGGCCUUGGGAAUAGGAGCUGAUAGAUAAAUAAGCAAUGAUUCAAAUUGGGGAUGAAAAGACUGCCAAACACUUGGCUGACCAAGCUUUUUAAAAUCAAAAGAGCAAUUCAGAACCUAAAGAUAUGCAUCAUUAAAGUAAUUAUGUUACAUUGACAUCUGCUGCUGCUGUGAAUGUGAGGAGGGGGGAAAGAAAAUCUUAUUUUUCUGUUCAUUCCCCUCCCCAAUUUCCCCUCUCCUCCUGGCCCCAGACCCAUCCAUGCUGA
Molecule: messenger RNA, 1271 nt
Organism: Gracilinanus agilis (Agile Gracile Mouse Opossum)
Lineage: Eukaryota; Metazoa; Chordata; Mammalia; Didelphimorphia; Didelphidae
Gene: PID1
Product: phosphotyrosine interaction domain containing 1
Exons: 3
Coding region: 320-973 (217 amino acids)
Biological process (GO): regulation of mitochondrial membrane potential; negative regulation of D-glucose import across plasma membrane; regulation of cell population proliferation
Cellular component (GO): cytoplasm
Source: RefSeq, a predicted model, not a curated record